AUGCCUCGCCCAGCAAAAAGGAGACAGACUGAUGCUGGUCUCAGCCAGCCCAUCACCCGGUUCACCCGUGUAUCAAAGACAGCCAUUCCCGAAGCCCCAUUGAAGAAGGCUGCACUCUCUGCACCAUCGAAGAAACGCAAGGCAGCACCUGCCGAGAUUGAUGAAAACCCAAGACUGACUCGACGCACCAUCUCCUUCCCCCCCAGCAGCGAUGAGGACGAAGUGAUCGUAUCAAAGCGGGCCUGCCGUCGCGAACAGCAACCAGAGCCCACCCCUGCAACCACUAGACGGAGACCAGCAUCUCGUCCCUCGAAGCCCGUGUCGACCCCCAAGAAGACAAGGCAGACGAAGCUUGACAGCCAUGUCAAGUCCAUCCCCAAGGCUGAGGAGAAGAAUGUUUUCCCGCAACAGCUGGCCGAGCUUGUCGAUCUGCACCGAGCAUUUGUCACGACAUUCAUGCUACAUGUUGCUCACAGCAGAAGCACCGCACCUGUGGAUGUGCGUGCGAUUGCGCCAAAUAUCUCGAUGGCCUGGGGUAAACGCCAAGUCACCGUCGAAGAUAUACAACGCUGCAUCGCCAUACAGUCGUCUGCCAAGUAUGGCUACACCUCACCAUUCAUUGUCUCUGACUACGGCCGGGGAAAGAUCUGCGUGGAGAUUGACUCGCAACAAAAUGCAACCGGAAUUAAUGAAGAUCGCUUGUGCAAACAGUUCGAGGAAAGCCUGCGUCAUAUCUGCACUGAACGAACUGUGGACGAGAUGACUGAUGUUGAUAUCACCUUCGAAAACCUCUCCCUUGCUGAUCUCCCCAAGGCCGCCAUCAAGAACAAGGAUCUCGGUCUCGAUGCCAACCCUAUGCUGGCCAAGGGUCAGCGCACUCUGUCCUCUUUGAAGAGCGACUUGGCAAACAGGGAGCAGGAGAAGCAGGCCAAGCAGGAGGCUCUCUCCAACGCCUCCAUGCUGAACCCAGACGGCUCGAAAAUGAGCCUCCUGGACCGGAUUCGUCUCAAGCAGCUCGUAAAGGGCAACGGGCCUGUGCCGCCGUCUGGCCCCGAGCUUCAACGCCGGGCUGCCCUGAACCGUGUCAUGGAUGUGUCGGCGACUCUCUCCAUGUUGAGUCUCUCCAACCCCGUCUCUUUGCCCAGACAAGCCUUCAGCAUGGCUGCUGUGAUGGACAGACUCAAGGACUCGCUACGGAUGCCCAUCUCGAAGGAGGAAGCAACCACCUGCAUCCGUCUCCUCGCCACCGAAGUCGCCCCUGAAUGGAUCCGUGUUGUGGCUCUCGGAGGACGAGAAAAUGUUGUGCUGCAGCGCAACAUGCAGCCUGUCGACCGAGUCCUGAAUGAACGUGUGCAGAAGUUGCUUGGUUAA
Molecule: messenger RNA, 1371 nt
Organism: Clonostachys rhizophaga
Lineage: Eukaryota; Fungi; Ascomycota; Sordariomycetes; Hypocreales; Bionectriaceae
Source: the annotation of a GenBank genome assembly